Molecule: messenger RNA, 3136 nt
Organism: Pangasianodon hypophthalmus (striped catfish)
Lineage: Eukaryota; Metazoa; Chordata; Actinopteri; Siluriformes; Pangasiidae
Gene: api5
Product: apoptosis inhibitor 5
Exons: 14
Coding region: 227-1810 (527 amino acids)
Biological process (GO): negative regulation of apoptotic process
Cellular component (GO): nucleus
Molecular function (GO): RNA binding
Source: RefSeq, a predicted model, not a curated record
ACAGAGAAAGUUGAUGUCUUCCCCGCGCGUCAGAAAAGCAGCGACGGUUUAGCGCACGAGCUGUAAGCUAGCGCGCGAGCGGAAGCGUUUAGCUUCGUAUUCGACCGAAAAAGUCUGAUGGUGCGAUAUUUUCAGACGACCUAGAUCAGCUUGCGCUAAUAGGGAGGGGUUUUAAGGGGAAAAAGCAGGCGUUUACUUUCUAUUCCUCGCGGAUUCAUUGAGGCAGAUGGCGGCCACAGUGGAGGAGCUGUACCGUAACUACGGCAUUCUUGCCGACGCCAAGGAGGACCUCAGCCAGCAUAAAGAUGCCUACCAGGUUAUUCUGGAUGGUGUGAAAGGAGGCCCAAAGGAGAAGCGUCUGGCUGCACAGUUCAUUCCAAAGUUCUUCAGCAGUUUUCCAGACCUGGCAGAUGCAGCAAUUAACGCACAGUUGGAUUUGUGCGAAGAUGAAGAUGUAUCGAUUCGCCGGCAGGCCAUCAAAGAGCUUCCACGCUUUGCAGCUGGAGAGAAUUUACCCAGAGUAGCAGACAUCCUCACACAACUACUGCAGACAGACGAUGCAGCAGAAUUCAACCAAGUAAACAGUUCCCUGAUUUCCAUAUUCAAAAUCGAUGCCAGAGGGACACUUGGAGGUCUUUUCAGCCAAAUUCUACAGGGAGAGGAUGUUGUACGAGAAAGAGCAAUUAAGUUCCUCUCCACCAAAUUGAAGACAAUGCCGGAAGAAACUCUGACCAAGGAAGUGGAGGACUACAUCCUCACAGAGACAAAAAAGGUUUUGGAAGAUGUGACUGGAGAGGAGUUUGUGCUUCUGAUGCGGGUGCUGUCCGGAAUGAAGAGCUUGCAGACAGUGAGUGGGAGGCAGCAGCUGGUGGAGUUGGUGGUGGAACAGGCCUACCUGGAGCAGGCCCUCAACCCUGCUGAUGCUGACAGUGUGGACCGCCUGCUGCAAUGCACACGCCAGGCACUGCCACUGUUCUCGAAAAAUGUGCAUUCCACUCGAUUUGUGACGUACUUCUGCGAACACGUUCUGCCUAACCUCAGCAUGCUCACCAGCCCUGUGGCAGAACUGGACAUCCAGCUUGAAGUACUGAAGCUGCUGGCAGAGAUGAGUCCGUUCUGUGGUGACAUGGACAAACUCGAGUCCAAUCUCAUGAUGCUAUUUGAGAAACUUCUGGAGUUCAUGCCCUUGCCUCCUGAAGAAGAGAACGGGGAAAAUGCUGGGAAUGACGAACCCAAGCUCCAGUUCAGCUAUGUGGAAUGCCUGCUCUUCAGUUUCCACCAGCUUGGCAAAAAGUUACCAGACUUUCUUAUUGACAAGGUCAAUGCUGAGAAAUUAAAAGACUUCAAGAUCAGGCUGCAGUACUUUGCAAGAGGACUGCAAGUGUAUAUUCGCCAGCUCCGAGUGGCCUUGCAAGGCAAAACUGGUGAUGCUCUAAAGACAGAAGAGAAUAAAAUCAAAGUGGUGGCUUUGAAAAUUACCAACAACAUCAACGUCCUAAUCAAGGAUCUCUUCCACAACCCUCCAUCCUACAAGAGCACUGUCACUUUGUCCUGGAAACCAGUGCAAAAGACCGAGGCAGCAGCUGUUGUGGGACAAAAGCGCUCUUCUGGAGAGGAUGUGCCUACAGGAACCAUUGGAAAGAAAGUUUCCCCGUUGCCCAGGAGGGAUGCACGGCAAAUCUAUAACCCCCCGAGUGGAAAAUACAGUGCUAGUAUUGGAAACUUUUCUUAUGAGCAAAGAGGUGGGUUCAGAGGCGGCCGGGGCAGAGGUUUUGGACGGGGAAACAGAAGUCGAGGACGGAUCUACUGAAGGAGGACUAUAAAAUUUUUAGACAUCCAUCUAUACAGCUGCAGGUCUGCCACAUGCCAGCAUCUCUACUGUUCUGACAACAUCAGUCCUGUUAGUCUCCCCAUUUACCACUUACUGUACUUUAUCCCUCCCCAAGUUUGUUCCUUUGUUUACUUAAUGUAGUGCUGAAAUAAUACUUGGUUUGUGUGUGUGUUUUUUUUUGUUGUUUUUUUUUGUUUUUUUGUUUUUUUUGUUUGUUUUUUUUUGUUUUUUUGGUUGGUUUGUUUUUGGGUUGUUUUUUUUUGUUUGUUUUUUUGGCGUUGUAUUUUUAUUUUUAGGAUAAAAACAAGGCAAUUGUGUAAUAUGUACUUUUUGAUUGUAUUUGUAUGGUGGCAGAUCUUUUUGUAUUUUUUUAAUCUUAGUUUUUCAGUGUUUUUGUUGGAUAUUGUCUUCACAUGACUUUGUAAAAUACAUUUGUUUUGAUCUGCAUUUUAUUAUAAACCAGUCCAGUCAAAAAAAAAAAAGUCCUGUCAUUGGUAAUUUUUGGAAAUGGGUAUUUAAGUUUAUAUCCGAUCUCCUCCUAUGCCUUCACUUUGUGCUUUGCAAUUUUUGAUGAAUAAGGAAGGGGAGUGUAGUAUUUUUAGUGAUGUAAUCCUUGAUAAUAUUUGUGUCAAUAGAUGAUAGUUGCUAUAAUUUAGCUUCAAAUAUUGACUGACUGAAAUUUUUCAGGUAACUUUUUCAAAUUUGAAGAUCUAUUUUGAAUUUCACAAAUUUUUUUGCAUGCAUAUUUUACAGCAGUUGGAAUAGGUAUUUAAGUAUUUUGAAUAAAAACAAAAAACAAUUGUUACUUCUAGUUUUUAUAACUGAUAACAAGCUUCCUUCAGCUGAAUUGUUCUGCUUGUUAUUGACAGUGGCUAGUUCUGCUUGGUAAUAAGGGUGCAAAAUUUGACCACCAUAAACAAAAAAAUAAAUUACUCUUUACAUUCUGUGUUGCUCAUUAAUGAGCACUGCUUAACUGUGUACUUAAUUUUGCAGACACCAAAAGUCCAUUGCUUUGGUUUUUUUCUAUCCAAAAGAUAAGCAAUGAACUUCAAGUAUACAAGAUUAAAUGUUGCUGCAUUAUUGUCUAUUUUUGCUCUUUGAUUGAAUAAGAUGAUCAUUUUAAGAAAAAUUAUAAGACUUUCUAAAGGAAUAUUUUUUACAUAUUUAUUUUUAAAAACAUUGUGCAUAUAAAGUAAAAUAUGUUGCAAAACUGACCUCACAUAGGCUUCCGUGGUGAAUAGAAUUGCACUCAUUUUCAGUUUCAAAAUUGUUUACAGCCACAAGAAUAAACACAUUUCAAUCACA